AUGUUUUCUGAUGAAAUUAAUAGAGAUUCUUUAAAACUCACUAGCUGCCUUUUAAAAAGCUCUUUAGUGAAAACUAAGAAAGAAGAUGAGGCAUAUUCAGGGAUUAAAGAAAAUGAAGAGCUAAGGGUUUUACUAAAUCGUUAUGAUAAUAUCCAUCAAGAUUUUAUGUAUUUUGGGAAUACUCAAACAAGCGAGUUGAUAUUGAGAAGAUUUUUGCAAAUAAAAGAAAUUCCAGGCGACUACAGAGCAGAGCCGCUUCUUAGAUAUUUGAUAGGCACUAUGCAAGAUUUUGCUUUCAAUGAAAUAGAAACUGCAUUGUGAGCACUCUAUCUGGAUAAAAUUGGCUGGACUGAUGCCAAACUAUCUUUUAAUUAUCUCAUAUGCUAUUCAGCAUUUGCUGCAAAAUCCUUCUUAAACGACGAUAUAAAACCCUACGAAGCAUUUUUAAGCCAGAAAAUUGAAAAUUUCACCCAAAAUUUUUUGAGUUUCCAAACAAUAUAUGAGAAUCAGCUAGAAGUCACGCCGAAAGAAAUUAAUGCAAAAUUAAGAGAGCUAGGUUCGUCAAUCUUGGCUCCCAAAAGCAAGCCGAUAAUAGAUUACAAUUUUUACGUUGACGAAAUUUUAUCACUGUCUCCUCCUUAUAGUUCAGUCCGAGAUACUGCUAAUACACAAAGCCAAGUUAAAAAUGAAGAAACUAAGGUGGAAAAAAAUCGAAAAUGCAAAGAAUCGCUUAAAAAGCUUGGCAGAUCCAAGGAAAAAAACGCUGGCAUUAAAAAAAAAGCUAUUAAAAAUGAAAAAGAUGGAGAAAAGCUCCGAUCUGCGACUUUUGAGUCCUCUGAUCUCUUAAGUCGAAUCGAUUCAUUAUGUUUUAGCUAUGAAAAUUCAAGCUUUACGCCUAUUUUCUCUCCUCCUGCUCCGAAUAAAGCAAACUCAUUAUUAAAUAGAUUAGCAAGUGCUUAA
Blepharisma stoltei is the source of this 960-nucleotide messenger RNA. The record is from the annotation of a GenBank genome assembly. NCBI's taxonomy places the organism in Eukaryota, Ciliophora, Heterotrichea, Heterotrichida, Blepharismidae.